AUGGAGCAACAACAACAAAAUUCACACGUAGUAUUGCUGCCCUUACCAUCACAAGGGCACUUCACUCCCAUGCUAAGUUUGGCACAGCUGCUCUGCCACGCUGGCAUCCAUGUCACCUUCCUCAUCACCAAGCACAGCCACAGUCUCUUCACCCAGCGCGACGCCCUCUCUGCCCGCUUCCCAACCCUCCACUUCGAGUCUAUCCCUGACGGCCUCCCACCGGACCACGGACGCAAAUUUUCUGCCCUACACGAAGUGGGUGCGUCGCUUAGGUCCACAAUUAAGCCGUUUCUGCGCGAACUGCUCAUCUCCCUAACCAAAAAAGACGACGAGACGUCUAAUGAUGGCUCUACUCGCCGGCGGCUUCCUCCUUUGCGUUGUAUGGUAAUAGAUGGGAUAUUUAUGUGCUUUGCAAUUGAUGUGGCUGAGGAGGUGGGAAUUCCCAUAUUUGCCCUUCGCACAACAAGCGCUUGCAGCUUCUGGUGUUAUACAUGCAUUCCCGACCUCAUUCAACAAGGCCAGCUUCCCUUCCAAGAUGAGGACAUGGAUCAGCCGAUUAGGGAUAUUCCGGGGAUGGAAAGUCUUUUGAGACGUCGAGAUCUACCGAGUUUUUGCAAAAUGCCAAUCGACCAUCCAACUUUUAAAUUUUUCGUGGAGGAGUUUGAGGCCAUUACUCGAGUUUCUGCUCUCAUACUCAACACCUUCGAUGACCUCGAGUCCCCAAUACUCUCCCACAUCGCCACUCGCUUUCCCAAAAUUUACACCUUAGGCCCUUUCCAUGCUCUUCUCAAAUCUCGCAUAGGAAACGAUCUAUCAUCCUCCGCUUCCUCCUUGCGCCACCAAGACCGACGUUGCAUGACUUGGCUCGACUCCCAACAAUUGCGGUCCGUUAUUUUCGUCAGCUUUGGGAGUUUGGUAAAGCUAACACGUGUCCAGUUACUUGAGUUUUGGCACGGUCUAAUCGACAGUGGCAAACCCUUUCUGUGGGUAAUACGGUCGGAUAUGCUUUGGAAUGAGCAAGAAGCGCAUGCAACUUCGGUAAAGUUAGAGGUUGGUACUAAAGAAAAGGGGUUUAUAGCAGAGUGGGUCCCACAAGAAGAGGUACUGGCCCACAAAGCUAUCGGAGGGUUUUUGACCCACAGCGGCUGGAACUCGACGAUUGAGGGCAUUUGGGCUGGAGUUCCAAUGCUUUGUUGGCCUCAAAUAGCAGACCAACCAGUGAAUAGUAGAUGGGUUGGUGAGGGUUGGAAGAUCGGGCUCGAUAUGAAGGACACGUGUGAUAGGUCUACGGUGGAGAAGAUGGUAAGAGCAUUGAUGGAAGAAGGUGAUCGAAGCGCGCAGAUUUUCAAGUCGGUGGAUACGUUUGCAAAGUUGGCUCGCCAUGCAGUUAAUGAAGAUGGCUCUUCAUAUAAAAACCUAGAAAAACUUAUUGAAGACGUAAAAAAAUUGUGA
Molecule: messenger RNA, 1452 nt
Organism: Malus domestica (apple)
Lineage: Eukaryota; Viridiplantae; Streptophyta; Magnoliopsida; Rosales; Rosaceae
Product: 7-deoxyloganetic acid glucosyltransferase-like
Molecular function (GO): UDP-glycosyltransferase activity
Source: RefSeq, a predicted model, not a curated record